CCGCCGCGCGAAGGCUUCCUUCGUGGGGGCAACCUCCACCCAUUAGGGCUUCACCGGCAAAACUCAUGCAUACAAACGAAAGGAAGCAGGAUCUGGCUGCUCUCAAACAAAAUCCUCUGGCACGAGUAGAUUAUUUGCCUUUCGUUGCAUGAUGAAUUAUAUUUUUCAACCCUUGCAACACACUAUGCAUUGAAAAUUAGAGUUCAAAUUAUAUUCAGUAAUAUGACGCAAGGAAGCAGGUAUCGGCUGCCCUCAGAUAGAUUAGUUUUUGCCGAACUUAACUAUCUGCCUUUUGUCAUAUUACUUUGGAACCAACUCAGGGUUCAGUUGCACCAUGCACCACUAUCCACUUAAAAUUUUUUUCAAUUCAGCACUGCUGCCAUCCUUUAAUUUUUUGGAAUUCCUCGUUCUAAUGCAAUGGUUUACUUGCAUUACAAUUCACAUCUUUCGGGUUCACCAUCUUUCGGGACAAAUAAAUAUUAAAAAUGGGCUGGCGUCCUGA
Molecule: messenger RNA, 502 nt
Organism: Meloidogyne enterolobii
Lineage: Eukaryota; Metazoa; Nematoda; Chromadorea; Rhabditida; Meloidogynidae
Source: the annotation of a GenBank genome assembly